Messenger RNA from Pollicipes pollicipes, 1444 nucleotides. RefSeq names its product mediator of RNA polymerase II transcription subunit 12-like protein. Gene Ontology annotation, biological process: positive regulation of transcription by RNA polymerase II. Lineage: Eukaryota; Metazoa; Arthropoda; Thecostraca; Pollicipedomorpha; Pollicipedidae. Gene Ontology annotation, molecular function: transcription coactivator activity; transcription factor binding. The transcript has 10 exons. Gene Ontology annotation, cellular component: mediator complex. The record is from RefSeq and is a predicted model, not a curated record. The coding region runs from base 56 to 1444 and encodes 462 amino acids.
GGAUGCGGCGUGCGGCGGCUCGGACAGCUGGCUGGACGUGCUGACGGCCGUGGACAUGACGGCGCCGGCCACCCACCGCAGCGUCGCCCUUUUCAUGACUGUGCUGGCCGCCCGACACUGCAUCUACAUGGACGACGUGAUCCAGUUCGGCGCCCACUGCCUCCUCACAGGCAGCAAGGGCGACCGCGAGCGCGAGCCGGGCGCGCGGCUCGUGCUGCGGCUGCUCGGCCACCUGUGGAUCCCGUCCGAGCAGCCGCAGCCCACCUGGUACGACACCGGCUCGAGCACGUCCGUCCCCUCUGCUGGCCAGCCGUGCAGUCUCAAGUACAGCUGUGAUCGCCACCUCCUGCUGGCAGCGCAGGACAACAUUCCUGUGCAGGCUCUGCUCUGCGCCCUCAAGACCAUCAUCAUCCUGGCGGACGCCACGAUUGGCGACGGCGUCGGGAGGACGGAGAGCAAGACGGGCGGCGGCGAACUCAGCAUCAGCGCCAUCCUGGGCACCUCUGACCAUCACGGCGAGCCAAACGAGCACGGGCGGUCCGGACCGGGCCUGAGCAAGGCUGGCCUCUCCGAGUUCGCGCGCCACAUGCUGAAGCAGAUCUGCAGCCAGUCGUGGGUGCGCGAGAAGUUCCUCAGCUCGCCAGAGGAGAUCGUCUCCAUGGAGAAGGCCAACUCACCCGAUGAGGUUGAUGUCGACCUGCUGGAUCGCGAGAUGUCGCCCAAGCAGGCGCGCCGGCUCUUCCACAUGAUCGUCCACCCGGACAACUACACGUUCUUCGUGGACGACACGCCCGGGGAGCGGCAAGUUUGCGGCCGCAUCCUGGAGACGCUCGACCAGUGGACGAUGCGCGUGGCCCUGCUCGACUUGCGCCUGCUUUACCGCCAGACGGCCAAACAGGCGGCAGACAAGCACGCCCAGUGGCUGCAAACGCUGGCGCGCGCCGUCAUCGAGGCGUUCCAGCUGGGCGGCGGCGAGGCGCAUCGGCCGCACGCCAGCCUCGGUUCGGACGAGCGGCCGUCGUUCGUGUGGCUGGUGCCGCCGCUGGUGGCCAAGCUGCCGGCCGAGGCGCAGGCGCGUAUCCUGCAGGCCGCCAUCCAGCCCUUCAAGCAGCUGGUGCUCAGCUGUGUGCGCGGACACGAGGAGCAGCGUGACGAGCUGGUCAGCUCGCUCCAGGUCCAGUUCCAGCAGUUCCUCUCCAGGGAUGGCAAGGACAAGGAGACGGUGUUCCCGGACGAGAACAAGACCGGACCGCACGUGUACAGUGCGCUCCAGCUGCGCUUCAGUCUGCUGGGCGGCGUGUUCGACGCCAUCCAGCGCGGCAGCCUCAGCUGCACCGACACCUGGGUUGUGCUGCUGGCCCAGCUGGUCACCAACGGCGUCGUCACGCUCUACAACAACAGCGACAUGCAUCACGGUGAUCGGCUUGAUCUGUUGGGGAUAUGA